Messenger RNA from Symbiodinium necroappetens, 1116 nucleotides. Lineage: Eukaryota; Dinophyceae; Suessiales; Symbiodiniaceae. The record is from the annotation of a GenBank genome assembly.
AUGGCGCUCGUGCCUCUGGCUCUUCUUGAGGCCGGCGUGUCGCUGCAGGUGUUUCCGGACGGCUCACUUGGGCAUCCUGCGAGGCACGUCGCAGCCCUCGGCCCGGGCCACCGCGAGGAUGCCCUGCAGCAGACGGCGGUCCUUCACCACCGAGUCGCGCACCCAUCACAUCCCCGCCGAGACUAUGAUCCCAGAGCAGAGGAGAAGGCCUGGCACGAGCUCGAGGACAAAGGCACGACGGGUGACAUGGAGGACUUGCCACUCGUGUCCGGGCCGCACGACUCGUGGGAGGGAUCUUCGAGCCGGCUGAAGCCACACUCCUUCGACUGGGAGCUGCCCUCUGAGAAGUGGACCUCCGCGCUCUCCUCGCCCGAAGGCGACCUCCCACCGGGCGCGCCGCAGGGCGUGCAGGACGAAGCCGAGGAGAGGCGAACCGCCAAACGUCUUGUCAGGAACGUGGAUAACUCCUUGCUGGCCAUGGUGGUGCGCAUCGGCGAUGGUGUAGGCCCCAUCACCUACUCCAGGUCUCCUGGAGUCCACCAGAGCUUGAACCGCGAGCUUCGGCAAAGGCUCGUGACGCAGGACGCUGCUGCCGUCGGCUUCUUGCUUUUCGUCCUCGGGGUUGCUGUUUGGGUGAGCUGCUUGGGCGUCUACCAGUUCGCCGACGACCCAUCGCAGGUGCUCUUCUACACAGACCCGAAGUAUGCACAGCAUCGGGUUCUCUGCACUUCUAGCGACCAGGAUUCAUUCCUCGAGGCCUUCAACACGCAGCCUCAACGCGCCACGCUGCGCCUCAUUGGCAGAAGGUCUUCGACAAGGACCGGCGGGUGCUGCGAGCUCCUGCGAGGCUCCUUGGGUUCGGCGCUGGCGCGGUGCGCGGGCCGCUCCCGGCGCUUCCUGCUCCCGGGCCGCCGGAGGCCGGUUGCAGAUGCCGACAUCUUGUUCGACGUCUCCUUAGACCUCAGCUCGCCGCUGCCUUAUUGCGUCUGGUCGGACGCCCCUGGACCUUUUGCUGCACCUGCACGCGCUAAGCUAAGGCUGGACACCCACAGCCUAACUCAUGCCCCUAAGUGGCAUGACAAUCAUCCCCUUCAGCAUUCCCACAAGCAUCCCUGA